AUGACAAUAUCAUCACCGAGUACACCGUACCUUUGGAAGUUCUCACCAGGGUACACUUGUUCUGCACACCACCACACCAAAAGAUGUUACCAAUGGCAAAUAUCCGCCUUUUGCCUCCAGACUCGACAGUCUGACCUAAUCGGCCUGCGAGUGGUGGGCACUGGGUUUCUUCAGGAUCAGACCGGGGGUGGGUUGGUUAUAUACUGCGCCUUCCUUCUUCGAACCUUUUGGUAUGUAUUGCCCCCUAACUAUAGAUCAGAUCCACCGGACGAGAAAGUAAAUUCCGCACUGCUGCUGAGUCGUCGGACUUAUCCACCUAGGGAUUCGUGGAAUUUCCCGCCCUUUUUUUUUGCGGGUACUAAGAGUCCUCUCACUACCAACCAGCAGACAUCAUCAUCUGGCUGGGUCUUGCCGGGGAGAUCAGAACAACGGGGAAGGCCUAGACGACGACGCCCGUCCUGGGCUGCAGUAAGUAGAUCGAGAGGUCGUUCCGCCCCUUGUCCCCGAAGAUGGGUAAUAUGUUCUCAUACAAUGUUGCUCCAACUUUCUUCUGAGGGCCUAGCUGGCGAGCGAUCCCAGUCCGCGGCAGAGAACAAGACAGCAAGCGAGCGUACCUUUGUUCGCUUCUUUUCCACCAAGCACAGAAGUUUAAGGAUAACUGUUGGUCGGUGGCUACCUAAGGAAACUCCGAUUCGAUCCGCCCCCCGGCUGGGAGGCAUCCACCUCAUCCCGAUCACAAGGAGAGGUUCACCAUGA
Molecule: messenger RNA, 756 nt
Organism: Ananas comosus (pineapple)
Lineage: Eukaryota; Viridiplantae; Streptophyta; Magnoliopsida; Poales; Bromeliaceae
Source: RefSeq, a predicted model, not a curated record